AUGUUCAGAUUCUUUUAUAUUAUAUUUUAUCUAUGGAUAAUUAAUGGUUUACAAUCAAUUUUCUAUGAUACGGAUCCAUUUGGAUUUGAUUGUUUGCAUUAUUUUCCACCUGACUUAGAAUUUUCUGAAAUGGUUAAAUAUUGUAUUCGUCCAAAUAACGAGAUGAAUUUGACAACAGUAACUCAUUUUUUUAAUAUAUCUGAUGACAAUUUUACUUUCAAUGAGUUAUAUCAUCUAAAUGUUACUUCAUAUGAUAUUCUUCUAUGGUCGUCAUCGAUUGAUGUUGCUGAACAAUAUCAAUAUUAUCUCGACCGACCAUUUCUAUCUAAUUUAUCGAAUGAAACUUUCUUUAAUUGUACACGUCCAUGGUUUGGAUCUCGAUGUCAAUAUUCACUGGAAAUAAAUGAAGAUGUAUUAGUCCGAAAUCCAUGCGAAAUGACUUCAACAUAUAAUAUAUUUCAACAAACGUGUUACAUUCAUUUAGAAUGUGAUCGUGGUGGCCCAUCGAUUUGCCUUGAUUGGCGUGAGAUAUGUAAUGGUCGAAUUGAUUGUCUAAAUAGUGGUAUUGAUGAAAUUGGAUGUUUUGAUUUAGAAAUAAAUCAAUGUAAUGAAAAUGAAUAUCGAUGUCAUUAUGGAUUAUGUAUUCCAAAAAUAUUUUUACAAAUCGAAUCUUUUCAAGCACAAUGUCUUGAUAGAUCGGAUAAGAUUAUUGAAUAUGGUUUAUCAGUAUCUGAUUAUCGAUCAUAUAUAUAUGAAGAUCAUGAAUUUGUAUGUCGACCUGAUCAAGGACAGUUUUCAUGUGGAAAUGGGCAAUGUGUAGAAGAUUUUGGCCAAUGUCAAAAUAAUCGACAUUUAGCAUUGAUUCAAUCAAUUAGUAUUCAAGAAAAUUUAUCAUACUCAUGUUGGACAGUUAUGAUUUGUCUUAGUAAAAUCAUGAAUGAAAUCCAAAAUGUAAUAUGUGAUCAGUUCACGCAAUCUUCUGAUAUAACUGAAGAAUUUCAAAAUUGUACGUUUCCUCUUGAAUUUCCUGUUAAACCUGUACUUUUUGGUCAUGUACGAUUUUUAUAUGAUCCAAAAGAAAUUGAAAAUAUUAAUAUAACAUUAGCUCUUAAACCUGAUUAUAUUUGUUAUAAUGAACAAUUAUGUGAUUUUCUCACACCUACAUUUUAUCAUAAAAACUUAACCUGUCGAUACGGGAAUCAAACAGGCCUUGACUUGAAUGUCGAAUUAACUACAUGGAACUCUAUUAUCGAUUCAGUCAAACCAUACUUUACUGGUUGUAUCACUCAACGUUAUCAAAACAUCAGUUCUCACUAUUCAUCAUUAUAUCAUUGUGCGAACUCUUCAAAAUAUAUUUCUAAAUAUCGUAUCGUUGAUGAUAUACCUGAUUGUUUUCUAAAAGAUGAUGAACAAGUAUUGGAAUUGAGUUGCUUAUUAAAUCAAACGCUUCGAUUUCAAUGUUCAAAUGAGAAACAAUGUCAUUCACCUAUCAUUUCAAGAAAGAUAUGUUCUACUUCGACACAGAUAAAUUACAAUGAGAUUUUAUUUUAUCAAAUAUGUGAUCGUAUUCAGAAUUUCCCUUUAAUAUUGAUCAAUGGACAACACCAUUCAGAUGAAACUGAUUGUGAACAUUGGCAAUGUAAUAAUAUUUAUACACGAUGUGAUGGAUUUCGAAAUUGUCCGAAUGGAGAGGAUGAAAAGAAUUGUACACAAUUAAUUAAAUUAAAUCAUUUUCUUUUUUGUAUUUCACCAGAAAAUUAUACAUUUAUGUGUUUACCAGCUGAUCAAGUUAGGAAUGAAACUGUCGAUUGUCUUGGAGUAUCAUUCGAUACAGAUGAAUAUUUUCAAAUGAGCAAUAUUACUAUGGAAACAUACAAAUUUCGUUAUUGGAAUUAUGCGAAAUGUAAUGAAGAUGAAAAUACUUGUGAAGAACAUCAAAAUUGUUUUAUAUAUAAUAAUUAUCAAUUGUGUGUUAAUCACUUAAAACUCUAUGAUUUAAAUGAUCUUUUCAAUGUGCAAAACAUUGAAUGUCAAAUUGUCAAUACAGGUUAUGUUGAAUUUUCAUUAGAUACUGCAUUAAUUUAUCCAUCUUUACAGAAUAUUCAAAAUUAUCCUUUUAAUAAUCAAACUUAUGACGAAAGAAAAGAAUUAUUCUUUCAGAAUUUAACACAAUCAAAUAUUUGUAUUUAUGGUUUAUAUGUCUAUCAUCGGCAUGGAGUUGAUAAUUACGAUGGUUUAUGUUUCUGUCCACCAAGUUAUUAUGGUUCACGAUGCCAAUAUCAAAAUCAACGUGUCAGUUUGACUCUCGUAUUGGCAACUGUUAAAAAGCCGAUUAUUUAUGCUAUUGUUGUUACUUUAAUGGAAGAUGAUAAUGAUCAACAAGAAAUUCAUUCGUAUCAUCAAUUUACUUAUGAAUCGGACAAAUAUUGUGGUAAACCUGUUAAUAUUUAUCUAUUAUAUUCAAAUCGAGGAAAGAACAAUGCAAAAAACUAUAGCAUUCGUAUUGACGCAUUUGACAAGAGCUCAUUAACGUAUCUAUUAAGUUGGCAUUUAAAAAUUCCAUUUAUUUUUUUACCAGUUAAUCGACUGAGUGCUUUUUUGACUAUUCCAACAUCUCGACCAUUGAAUUUUAAUCAUUGUAAUCUUCAAUGUCAUAAAGGCACCUGUAUGAAAUAUCAUAAUGAAGAACGAUUCUUCUGUCGAUGUAAUCCAGGUUGGUCCGGUGCACAAUGUCAUAUUCCAAUCGAUUGUAGUAUGUGCGCAUCACAUUCAGUCUGUAUUGGUUCGAUUCAAAAUCGAUCAGUAUGUGUAUGUCCUCAAAAUAAGUUUGGUUCAUAUUGUCGUCUUAAACUAAUGUGUCCAGUAGGAUUUUGCAAAAAUAAUGGUCGAUGUGUCGUAAUCGAUGAGACAAUGAGAGAUGAAAGUUAUAUAUGCUUAUGUCCUGAACAAUUUUUUGGAUCAAAAUGUGAAUAUAUUCAUAGUAGAAUAGAGAUUUACUUUAAGAAUAUUGAAAUUCCAUCAUACCUACUAGUUCAUAUCUACAAUAUGAUUACUUUUGAUGAACCAAAACCAACAUUUAGUAUUCUCAAGAAAAUGCUUAUGUUUCAAAAUCAUGUAAUUUUUCAUACGAAACAUAAAUUUCAAAUGGUUCUUGCUCAAAUCGAUAAUUCUUACUAUUUAGCUGCACUUCAAAAAGACGAAUCAUCUAACGUAACAACAUCAAUUAGUUCUGCACGACAAUGUGUUUCUGUUGAUGAAGUUUUGAAUACUAAAUUAUUAGUAUUACCACGAAUUCAACGGUUGAAAAGUUAUCAUAUCCUAUGUCAACGUGAUUUUAAUCUACAAUGUUUUGUGGAUGAAUUUUACAUGUGUCUAUGCACGAAAGAGCAUCAUAGUAAUUGUUUUCUAUUAGAUCAUCAAUUGAGUUUUAUCUGUGAAGAUAAUGUUUAUUGUGAAAAUGGUGGAACAUGUUUACGAGAUCGCCCUAUGUGUUUUUAUAGUAUUCUAUGUAUAUGUCACGAUUGUUUCUUUGGUGAUCGAUGUCAAUUUUAUGCUAAAGGUAUUGGAUUAACAUUAGAUGAUUUAUUACGUUAUGAAAUUCGACCUAAUAGUACAUUAAAUGAUCAAUCAUUAGUAAUUAAAUUAAGUGCAGUGUCUGUUAUGAUUAUAUUUCUAAUUGGUUUACUGAAUAGUUUUUUUGGUUAUAUAGUUUUUCAUAAUCCUAAUUCUCGUAAAGUUGCCUCCGGGAUUUAUCUUCAAUUAUCAUCAAUUAUUUCCACACUUGUUGUUAGUACGUUAAUCAUUAAAUUUUGGUUUGUAACAUAUACAUAUAUGAAUCCAUUGAUUAAUCGAAAAAUACUUCGAGUUGGAUGUUUAUUAUUUGAACCAAUGCUUCGUUUUUUUCUACAUAUGAGUAAUUGGCUUAAUACUUGUGUAGGUAUCGAUAGAGCAAUGACAGUUUUUCAAGGAACUAACUUUAAUAAGAAAAGAAGUCGAUGUAUUGCACGAUGGAUUGUUUGUCUUUUACCAUUUCUCAUUUUAAGUUCAAUGAUUUAUGAAUUUAUUCAUCGUGAUUUGUUUGAUGAUUAUGAAGAACGACGUGUUUGGUGUGUACUUCCUUAUUCUCAAUCAAUUGAAACAUAUACGACAAUUGUUCAAUAUUUUCAUUUUGUUGCUCCGUUUUUAGCGAAUUUAAUUUCAGCUAUUUUUAUUAUUGUAUAUAUAACUCGUCUAAAAACAAUUGUUCGAUCUCAAUUUAGUUAUCAACAACAAUUACUCGAUCAAAUUAACCACCACAAACAACUUGUUAUCAGUCCUGUAAUCUUAGUCAUUCUAUUGUUUCCUCGUUUUCUCGUUUCAUUAUUAUCAACAUGUGUUAAAUCGUCUCGAAAUCCAUGGUUGUAUCUUUGUGGUUAUUUUGUUUCAUUCAUUCCAUCAUCUUUUAUCUUUAUAAUAUUUGUUUUACCAUCGACUUUCUACAGGAAAGAAUUCAUAAAAACAAUUACCAGUUGGAGACAACGAUUUAUGAGACUGUUGAGACAGUGA
Messenger RNA from Adineta steineri, 4545 nucleotides. The record is from the annotation of a GenBank genome assembly. Lineage: Eukaryota; Metazoa; Rotifera; Eurotatoria; Adinetida; Adinetidae.